Molecule: messenger RNA, 792 nt
Organism: Nicotiana attenuata
Lineage: Eukaryota; Viridiplantae; Streptophyta; Magnoliopsida; Solanales; Solanaceae
Product: SUMO-conjugating enzyme SCE1-like
Exons: 5
Coding region: 69-551 (160 amino acids)
Biological process (GO): protein sumoylation
Cellular component (GO): nucleus
Molecular function (GO): SUMO conjugating enzyme activity
Source: RefSeq, a predicted model, not a curated record
AAAAAACAGAAGUGUGUAUAAAACAUUUUGGCUUGAGAGUUGUAACCUUAGGAGAAACAUAAGGAAACAUGUCGGGAGGAAUUGCGCGUGGUCGUUUGGCUGAGGAGAGGAAAGCAUGGCGUAAGAAUCAUCCUCAUGGUUUUGUGGCAAAGCCGGAGACUGGUGCUGAUGGGUCUGUCAAUUUGAUGGUUUGGCAUUGCUCUAUCCCUGGUAAACCUGAUACUGACUGGGAGGGCGGUCACUAUCCACUAACAAUGCACUUCAGUGAAGACUAUCCAAGCAAACCCCCUAAGUGCAAGUUUCCUCAAGGUUUCUUUCAUCCAAAUGUCUAUCCUUCAGGAACAGUAUGUUUGUCUAUCCUCAACGAGGACAGUGGGUGGAGGCCAGCCAUUACAGUUAAACAAAUUUUGGUGGGUAUCCAAGAUUUGCUCGACCAGCCAAAUCCUAAUGAUCCAGCACAAACUGAUGGUUAUCAGCUCUAUAUGCAGGACACAGCUGAGUACAAGAGGCGAGUGAAGCAGCAGGCUAAGCAAUAUCCAGCUCUACUCUAGUUUUAUCUGCUUUAAGACUGUGAUUAAACUUGACUAUGGGCAACUUCCUUUUGAUUGUAGCAACGUCAAUAGUCCUCAUUGACAUAUUAGCUGCGUGGGUAACUUUGGGCGCUUAGCUUGUUUAUGAUUCAGAGAUGCAUGUAGUUGGAGUCUGCAACAUGAAAUUGCUUUCUUUUGUUUCUUAUUACUUUGGAAUUGUACAAAAACAGUGUUUUUAUCAAAAUUUGUCUCCUUUACUUAC